Lepisosteus oculatus (spotted gar) is the source of this 2337-nucleotide messenger RNA. RefSeq names its product acyl-CoA synthetase short chain family member 1. NCBI's taxonomy places the organism in Eukaryota, Metazoa, Chordata, Actinopteri, Semionotiformes, Lepisosteidae. Gene Ontology annotation, molecular function: AMP binding; acetyl-CoA synthetase activity. Gene Ontology annotation, cellular component: mitochondrion. The record is from RefSeq and is a predicted model, not a curated record.
UGGAAACAUGGCGGCAAAUAAGUGCAGAAGUCUGUGGUAUUUGCUUUGCAAGAGAGGCAUUUCCUUGAAGAAUGGUGUCACUGGCUGCAGCAGAGGUUAUUUCGCCUUUUCGGUGCCGCUGCAGUGCUCCAGGCAGACUCACUCCAAUGUCUCUAGCAGGAAGAUUAAUUCAUUAAAGCCAGAUAUAAGUUCAUUAGCUGGAGCGAGAUCAUAUAAAGAGCUGUAUGAACUAUCAGUGAAAGAUCCGGAAACUUUCUGGAGAUCUGUUGCAAAAGAAAAGUUACACUGGAGCAAGCCUUUCAGUCGGGUUUCAGACUGCGAUAUCACGCAGGGCAGAAUCAGUUGGUUUCUUGAAGGACAGCUCAAUGUUUCUGUCAACUGUUUGGACCCGCAUGCCCAGACGAGUCCUGACAGAGUGGCUUUGAUCUGGGAGAGAGAUGAGCCCGGCACCGAACUGAAAAUUACCUACAGGGAACUUCUGGGGAUAACCUGCCAACUGGCCAACACUUUGAAGAGAUAUGGGGUGCAGAGAGGGGACAGAGUUGCCAUCUAUAUGCCAGUUUCGCCUCUGGCUGUGGCCGCGAUGCUGGCAUGUGCCAGGAUAGGCGCAGCGCACAUGGUGGUCUUCGCUGGCUUCAGCGCGGAAGCUCUGGCCGGAAGAAUCCAGGAUGCUCAGUGCAAGGCUGUCAUUACCUGUAACCAGGGCCUGAGAGGUGGCCGUGUGGUAGAGCUGAAGAAGACAGUGGAUACAGCUGUGAAGAGCUGCCCCACAGUCAGACAUGUGUUUGUGGCCCAGAGGACAGAUGCCAAGGUCCCAAUGGGCAACCUCGACAUACCGCUUGAGGAGGAAAUGGCUAAGGAGCUGCCUGAGUGUCCGCCUGAGGCCCUGGACAGUGAAGACAUGCUCUUCCUGCUGUACACCUCUGGAAGCACAGGCAAGCCCAAAGGAAUUGUUCACACCCAGGCCGGCUAUCUGCUGUAUGCUGCCCUGACACACCAGUAUGUAUUUGACUACCAGGAGGGAGAUAUCUUCGGCUGUGUGGCAGACAUAGGCUGGAUCACUGGGCACAGUUACGUGGUGUAUGGCCCACUUUGCAAUGGUGCCACCACCGUGUUGUUUGAAAGCACACCUAUAUACCCAGACCCUGGCCGGUACUGGGAGACUGUGGAACGGUUAAGGAUUAACCAGUUCUAUGGAGCCCCCACAGCCAUCAGGCUCCUGCUGAAGUAUGGGGAUAACUGGGUGAAGAAGUACGACCGAUCCUCCUUGAAAACGCUGGGCUCAGUGGGCGAACCCAUCAAUCACGAAGCCUGGGAGUGGUUCUACAAUGUCGUUGGGGAUGGGAAGUGCCCCCUGGUGGACACAUGGUGGCAGACAGAGACAGGAGGGAUCUGCAUCGCACCUCGGCCCGCGGAGGAGGGGGCGGAGAUUCUGCCCGCCAUGGCCAUGAGGCCCUUCUUCGGUGUCCAGCCUGUACUCGUGGAUGAGAAGGGGCAGACUCUGACUGGGAAUGAUGUCUCUGGUGCACUCUGCAUUGUUCAGCCAUGGCCUGGUCUGGCACGGACCAUUUAUGGAGAUCACCAGAGAUUUGUAGACGCUUAUUUCAAACCGUAUCCAGGCCAUUAUUUUACUGGAGAUGGGGCAUACCGGUCCAAAGAAGGCUACUACCAGAUUACAGGGCGCAUGGAUGAUGUCAUCAAUAUCAGUGGCCACCGUCUCGGCACCGCAGAGAUUGAGGACGCAUUGGAUGAGCAUCCCGAAGUUCCAGAAACGGCUGUGGUGGGAAUUCCUCAUGACAUUAAAGGGGAAGCUGCCUUUGCCUUUGUGGUGUUAAAGGACAUUUCCCUCAGUCAGGCUGUGGUCAUUGAAGAACUGAAGGCCUUGGUUGCUUCAAAAAUCGCCAAGUAUGCUGUUCCUGAUGACUUUCUGAUUGUCAAACGGCUGCCCAAGACUCGAUCUGGCAAGAUCAUGAGAAGAGUGCUGAGGAAAAUAGCUCUCCGUCAGACCAGCGACCUGGGGGAUGUGACAACGCUGGAUGACCCGAGUGUGAUCGCAGAAAUCGUGGAGACUCUCACUCGACACAAGAGCCCGGGCUCUUAGGGGAGCUGAAAGCAGACAGCUGCCUCUUGGUCAUACCAGCAUGUCCCUCAGCAAACAGUACUGGCAGUGUUUCCCUGGCCAAAGACAGGACUUAGUCAUUAAAGAGACUGUGGAACUGCAGCUGUAAGUAUGGGCUCACCUGUCAAAACCCAGUUUCUGUAUCUGCAUUUCUACCCUAGAUUAAUGUCAAAGCAACCUUAAAUAUGAAUAAAAUAUAGUAUAACAAUAAAAUAAAA